GGUUUUAUCCACCGGGACCAGAAUCGGCCUUUUGUCGGUAGAUCGCUCACUUCCAGGGUGUUACGGAGGCUGCGUCAUAGCGCGAAACUAGCACCAGCCAACAGGGGAGGGAAAGCGGAAGUGGCGCGUCCCCCAGGUCCUCAGGAGCCCCACCUCCCUGACCUCACAAAGGGCCCAUUUCCAAAUAACAUCACAUUGAGGAUUAGUGUUGCAACAUACGAAUUUGUGGCGCACAAUAGUAAGUCUCUUAACACAGACACUGGCUUCCUAGAAUGAGGCAGCUUCUGUAAAUGAAAAAAGGUAGAUCUCAAGUCCAGAAAUUACUCCCUGCAGAGGCUACCCUUGAGGAGACACCAGUAGCAGGAUUUCAGGGAAGAUACUGAAAGUGGUGGCCACUUCCUGCAAGCUGUUGAAAUGACUAAGUCCCAGGGCAUAUUGUCGUUCAGUGAUGUGGCUGUAUAUUUCACCUGGGAAGAGUGGCAGCUACUAGACACUGCUCAGAAGAAUCUCUACCGGGAUGUGAUGUUAGAAAAUCAUAGCAACCUAAUGUCAUUGGGUUAUCAAGCUACGAAGCCAGAAGCAAUGGUCUACUUGGAAAAAGGAGAAGAACGAGGAAUAGUAGAGAGAGAAUUUCCAAGUCAUUUUAAUCCAGAAGUAAUGUGGCAAGUUGAUGAUUGGUAUCAGGAAGACACUGAGAAGGAUGAACCUGCGGAGAAAGAUCAUGACAAUUAUGCAUUGGGCAAAAUACUUUCUCUUAGCCAAAACUUCGUUCCAUUUAAAGAAAAACCCUAUAAAUGUAUCUCAAGAGAAAUAACUUUGGAACAAAAUUCAGAUUCAAAUUUUCAGAGUAAAAACUAUGCAGACAUGAACUCUGAUAAAUUAAAUGGUUCUGGGAAAUCAUUUUUCCAUACUCUACGUGAAACCUCUCACAUUCAUCCCCAGCACUAUGAACCAAAUUUACAUGUGAAGGUUUUCAGUCUGGUGACAAAUCCUAAAAGACAUCGCAGAAUUCACACAGAGGGGAAACAUUAUGAAUGCAGCGAAUGUCCAAAGUCUUUCAGGUAUAAGUCAAAGCUCAUAAUACACCAGAGAACUCACACGGGAGAGAAACCCUACGAAUGCAAGGAAUGUGGAAAAGCUUACAGCGAGAAGACUAAGCUCAGGUUACAUUGCAGAACACACACAGGAGAGAAACCUUUUGAGUGUAGUGAUUGUGGGAAAGGUUUUAUGCAGAAGUCAAACCUGAUUAUCCAUCAACGAACUCAUACAGGAGAUAAGCCCUAUGAGUGUAAAGAAUGUGGAAAGGCAUUCUGUAAUAAGUCUCAGCUUGUUGUUCACCAGAGAAUUCAUACAGAAAAAUCCUACGAAUGCAGGAAAUGUGGAAAAGCCUUCACUAAAAACUCACACCUCCUGACACAUCAGAGAACGCACACAGGAGAGAAACGUUACGUAUGCUGUGAAUGUGGAAAAGCUUUUGUAUAUGCAUCACAGCUCAUUAUACAUGAGAGAAAUCAUACCGGAAGAAAACCUUAUGAAUGUAAGGAAUGUGGGAAAUCUUUUAACAAAAAGUCACACCUCAUAAGACAUCAGAGAAUCCAUACAGGAGAGAAGCCAUAUGAAUGCAGUGAAUGUGGAAAAGCUUUUAUAGACAACUCACAUCUUAUUGUUCAUCGAAGAACUCAUACAGGUGAGAAGCCUUAUGAAUGCAGGGAAUGUGGGAAAGCCUUUAAUAAAAAGUCAUCCCUCAUAACACAUCACAGAAUUCAUACAGGAGAUAAGCCUUAUGAAUGCACUGAAUGUAAAAAAGCCUUUAUAGACAGGUCACAUCUCAUUGUCCAUCAGAGAACUCAUACGGGAGAGAAACCCUAUGAAUGCAGUGAAUGCGGGAAAGCUUUUAUAGACAACUCACAGCUUAUUGUUCAUCAAAGAAUUCAUACAGGAGAGAAGCCUUUUGUGUGCAGGGAAUGUAGAAAAGCCUUUAGUUAUAAGUCAUCCUUCAUAGCACAUCAGAGAAUUCAUACAGGAGAAAGGCCUUAUGAAUGCACUGAAUGUAGAAAAGCUUUUAUAUACAAGUCACAUCUCAUUGUCCAUCAGAGAACUCAUACAGGAGAGAAACCCUAUGAAUGCAGUGAAUGUGGAAAAGCUUUUGUACGAAAGUCAGUGCUCAUUGUACAUCAGAGAACGCAUACAAGGGAGAAACCCUUUGUCUGCCUUGAGUGUCGAAAAGCCUUUAGCAGUAUGGCAAUGCUCAGUACACAUCAGCUGAUUCAUACAGGAGAGAGGCCCCAUGGAUGCAGUGAAUGUGGAAAAGCUUUCCGCCAAAAAAGCCAUCUUAUUAUCCAUCAACGAUGCCAUAGUGGUGAGAAAUACUAUGGAUGCAUUCCAUCUAGGGAGACCUUCAGCUAGAAGCUACAGCUCAUUAGGCAUCAGAGAUGUCACACAGGAGAAAAACCAUAUCAGUAUACUCAGUGUGAGAAAGCCCUUUUUUGUGAAAUCAUACAGCAGUGUCCAUCAGAGAGGUCAUGCAGGACAAAAACCUUAUCAAUGUAAUGAGUGUGGGAAUACUUUGUCAAGUUCUUACUCACUUCACAUGAAAUUCAUACAGAAAAAAAAUCUAUGAAACACAUUAAGGGCUGGAAGAUGUUAGAUGUCAAAUCUCACUGAAUAUAAAAAAAUCGCAGAGACACACUACGAAUAUGGUGAAGGAAUAUUUUUCUAUUACUUUUGACCUCUGCAAGUUUCAGAAAACUUAAUCAGGAGAGAAAUCUUUUAAAUGCAGUGAAUAUAGGAAAAUUAUUUGCCACCAACUUAGCCUCACAUUUCAUUAGAGAAAGGCAAUAUGUAUGCAUGAGUUGAAAAGUCAAAAUCUUUUCUUUCUUUUUUUUUUUUUUUGGCUAAUCCUCAUCUGAGGAAAUUUUUCCAUUGAUUUUUAGGGAGAGUGGAAGAGAGAGGGAAAGAGAGAAACAUUGAUGUGAAAGAAACAUCGAUUGGUUGCCCCCUGCAUGAGCCCUGACUAGGGCCCAGGCUGGGGAGGAGGCUGCAACCAAGGUACGUGCCCUUAACUGGAAUUGACCAUGGGACCCUUUGGUCUGCAGGCUGAUGCUCUAUCCACUGAGCCAAACUAGCUAGCACUAAAAUAAUUUCUUAAGAAAAAUCCCAUUAUACACCACACAGAAAUGAAAAUUUUUUGAGUGCACAAAAGGUUUUGAUAGGUCAUCAUACAAUUUUCAGUUUUUACAGGAAAAAAUCAAUGUUGUGAAUCCUGGAAUAUCUUCCAAACAAAUGAAUUUUCAUACCAAAGAAUGCAGAUGACUGAAGACUGUAAUAAGAGAUGCCUCUGGCAUUUAAUCCAUACUUACUGUGCAUCAGAUAAUAUUUAUUAAGGAGAGUUAAUAUAGUAUAAUAAUGGUUGGAAAGAUUGUUUAUGUAAACAACUUUAUAAUAGAAGUUCUGAUCCUGUAUAGAAAAUGUACUACAAAGUAGUCAGUUAUAAAGAUCAGAUAACUCCAGCAUGCAAAAUAGCACUUUAUGUUCGGGUAUAUUGGAUAGUCAAAGCAGUAAAUUAAGAAAGCUCAUCAAUGUAUGUAUUUGCUUUAUUUCUGAGUAUUUUUGUACAACAUGUAUAUACUCAUUUCCAAAUUUCACAAGUUGUGUACCACAAAAUUCUUGUUAAAGUUUGUAUGUGUAGUAUCCACCAAAAAAAUGCCAACGUUGUAAAUUUUUGUACAUCAUAUAAAUUGCAAAGGAAGUAAUUAGGCUUAAGAUUGAGGAAGACUGUAAACAUAAUGCCAUACACAUAUUUACUGUUUACUGGUAUAUGUAAAUGGAACUGGUAUUUCUUUUCAGCCCUUCGGAAUAAUAAAUUUUUUGAAAUUGUUA
Molecule: messenger RNA, 3879 nt
Organism: Myotis daubentonii (Daubenton's bat)
Lineage: Eukaryota; Metazoa; Chordata; Mammalia; Chiroptera; Vespertilionidae
Biological process (GO): regulation of transcription by RNA polymerase II
Cellular component (GO): chromatin; transcription regulator complex; PcG protein complex
Molecular function (GO): DNA-binding transcription factor activity, RNA polymerase II-specific; RNA polymerase II cis-regulatory region sequence-specific DNA binding
Source: RefSeq, a predicted model, not a curated record